AUCCCUGCUUCGCAUUGCUUCGCUGCGCGACUUCCACCAUCGUCCACCAUCUUCAAGUGCAUUGUUGAGCGGUGCUGUUCAAUCUAGCAAUGCAAGCAGGAGGCGAGUCUGUGGAAAUGUAUCAAGGAGAAUUGAAAACCAUGGAGAGCAGCGGUCGGAAAGAGAGCUUCAACUCCUCCAUAGGGUCAGAGUACUCCAUCUCUGACGCUUCUGACGCAGACUCUACCAGGAAAACAUCCAAGGCUAAGAAAAAGAAAAAUCGAAAAAGGGAUCGCGAACGCUCCAAGUCAGACACGGAUCAGGAACUUGAACGGGCAGGGUCAAGUUACAGCAUUGGCAGCAAUGCAGAGGAAGUGUCAGCCGAUCGACGCCGAUCAAUUAGUCCAGCAGCUGCAAAUUUCAUCAAGGCCGACUGCGAACAAGCUGUCCAGAAUAGCAGUGGUGAGCAGAAAAAUGGAAUGGGAGGAAAGAUUUGGAGGGUAGCAGAGUCUCUCAUCAAUGACAACUAUUUGACAAAUCUCACGGCAGUGGUGGUUCUGUUUGAUGCCUGGUUGACUUGCUAUGAUAUUGAUUCAAAAGCCAUUGGUGAUGAAACUCCUUUCAUCAUACAGCUCGCCGCAGACCUUUGCUUGCUGGUGUAUACCCUAGAACUCUGCCUCUUCUUCACAGUCAAAGGGAUUCGAAUUAUGAAGAUCAUGUACAGAGAUAUGCUGUUCAUGAUCGAUCUCACCGUUCUGAUUUGUGGCUAUGUAGAAGCUUUGCUCCAAGCCUUUGGAAUGUCCGAUUUCUUUGGCCGGAUUGGCAUGCUGCGAUUGCUCAGGGUGGCGCGAAUUCUUCGCCUAACACGGAUCUUACGCAAGAGCCAGUCUUUGAAAGAGCUACGUAGAUUGCUGACUAUGAUGGCAACAUGUAUGAAAGCUCUUGCGUGGUCUUUUCUUAUCUGCUUCGGUGUUAUGAGCUUUUGGGCGAUGUUAAUGGUUGAGAUUAUCCACCCGAUUGUGAGGGACUCUGGUGAUCUGUACUUCGCAGACUGUGAACAGUGCAGGAGGGCCACCCAAUCUGUAAUGGAUGCAAAUCUGCUCCUGUUUAAGACAGUGAUUGCAGGUGAUAGUUGGGGUUUGAUCGCGGUUCCUGUGAUCGAGGACCAUCCAGGCACUGCCAUUAUUUUUGUUGGUAGCCAACUCACGCUAGUGUUCGGUGUGUUAAACUUGAUCGUCGCUGUUGUUGUAGACACCUUUGCAGAAUCGAGGGCCCACGACGUGUUGAAUUUGGCAGAGGAGCUGGAGCAAGAGAUGGCUUCAGACAAGAAGAGUCUGCAGAAAAUGUUCGAGCGAAUUGAUGACGAUUCAAGUGGCACUGUCACAGUGGAUGAACUAAUUGCUGGAGCUCGGAGAGAUCCUGAGCUUCAAAGCCGCCUUGCUGUGAUGGAUAUUGAUGAGGUGGACUUAGAACAGCUCUUUGAGAUGAUUGAUGUUGAAGGUACUGGUCAGGUGCAUGCCAGAGACUUCAUUGGCCCUUUGAGUAGAUGGGUGCGAGACUCCAAGACAGCACCUCGCUUUGUCAAGUACAAUAUGAUGCGAAUGAUGGAGAGACAUGACAUGUUUGCGAAAUCAGUUGAUUUGCGAUUUGAGCAUUUGGCAAGGACACUUGAUGAGAUGUUCGAGGAGUUCCGCUAUGCGUAUCAGAGGACCGACAGCAGAAGCUCCAGCAAGGAGUCUCUUUCGCCACGAGGCGUGUCCCCAACGGGAUUUACUCCCAGAGGCUUCUCACCAAAAGGCUCACAAAGCUUGCAAGCGCAAUUCCGCCAAAUCCGUAUGCAAAAGGCAGUCGAUCACCCUUCAGAUGCAGAGGUUGACGAGGUAGAGCAGCCGCAUAUCUCUGAAAGGGCUGUACUGCAACUGACUCCUAGCGCAGACUCUAUGAAGCUGAUUCAAGAAGACUUGGAAGCAUCUUUUCAGCGUGCCAUGCAGGUUCUACGGAAGUCCUUGUUGGAGUCUAUGACUGCUCUUAAGCAGACCUCUGCCAUCACCGAGACCACGGUGAGCGAGUUGUUUCAAUCAACCUCCAGAAUAUCUCACGGUGCUGAAAGUAACCAGCACAAGGCACAGCCAAUGGACCUCGACAACAAAAUACAGCUGUCUGAGCCGUCCAGACAGAUAGUGCAUAGAGAUUUGGAAACGCGCUGAUUGCAAAGCAACGAAGCGAUGUAUUCCAAUCUGCAUUUUCGCUUUUUGUUGAUAUUUCGAUGAGCUUUGUCAUCAGAAUAUAU
Messenger RNA from Cladocopium goreaui, 2269 nucleotides. The record is from the annotation of a GenBank genome assembly. NCBI's taxonomy places the organism in Eukaryota, Dinophyceae, Suessiales, Symbiodiniaceae.